Molecule: messenger RNA, 1755 nt
Organism: Verruconis gallopava
Lineage: Eukaryota; Fungi; Ascomycota; Dothideomycetes; Venturiales; Sympoventuriaceae
Exons: 11
Coding region: 1-1755 (584 amino acids)
Biological process (GO): transmembrane transport
Molecular function (GO): transmembrane transporter activity
Source: RefSeq, a predicted model, not a curated record
AUGGCAAAUAACUCCGAUCUUAAAAGUCAAACUGAGUUCCACGAUCACGUAGUUCUAUCAGAGGAAGAAGCUCCCAACUUGGUCGGUACAGCUGCAGAGGAAAUCCAAAAAGGCUACUGGAAGAGUCCAAAGUUCUUAGGCUCCUGCUUGGCAAUCAUUUUGCUUGCAAAUAACUUGUUCUGGGGAUACGCAGUACCGGUCAAUGUUUUGAACAUUAUCAAUCAAGACAUCGGGCCAUCCCCAAACAUCUAUUUGGUCAGCCUGGUGAACACUUUAAUCAAGGGCGUCUGCCUACUUUUAGUGGGAUCAGUCAGCGAUGCUGUCGGGCGACGCUACUUCAUGAUUGGGGCUCAGACGUUUAGCGUAAUUGGCGCUGUACUAUCCGCGACCUCAAGAAACGUAAAUAUGCUUAUUGGAGCCAAUGUUUUCAUAGGCAUGGCUGGCAGCGGACAGGUCCUGUACCCUCUGCUGUCACAAGAAAUCGUCCCAAAUAAGUAUCGUGGUUGGAGCCAGGGAGUCAUCACCCUAUUGGUCCUUCCUUCAAUUGGCUUUGGGCCAAUUAUUGGAGUAAGUGGACACAUCGAAACACAUGUACGUUGCACAGUGACUAUAUGGGUGUGGUGUUACUGGCUCCAUGGCAUUGUUUCUGCGGUUUCGCUAGUCCUUUUCAUUCUUUGCUAUUUCCCUCCUGGCUUCCAUCAACUUCAGUCACGCAAAUCAAGGCUAGAUCAGCUCCAGUCUAUCGACUACUUUGGAUUUAUCCUGUAUGCCGGAGGGCUCAUUUGUCUUUUGCUUGGCCUUUCUUGGGGAGGGAAACAAUAUCCCUGGGGUAGCGCUAGAAUCAUUGUUUUAUUGGUCAUAGGUAUUUUGGGAUUGAUAACAUUUGUCCUAUACGAAAAUUUUAUGAAAUUGGCACAGCCUCUCCUUCCAAUGUCAUUAUUCAGAAUUAGAAAUUUUUGGAUUGCAGUUGUUGUUGGCUCAGUCGGCCAAAUGUCAUUCUAUGCGAUGAACGUUCUUUGGCCAAUGCAAGUUACAAAUCUCUUUACACAGGAUAUUAAGACCAUAGGCUGGAUGACAUGCACUACCGGUCUAGCUCUAACAAUAGGAGAGAUAAUUACGGGACCUCUCUUCAAGAGAUUCGGUAAUGUUCGCUGGCAGAUGGUUAUUGGGUGUAUCGGCCUCACCAUUUUUGGAGGCGUUAUGGCGCUUGGAAAUGAGCAUCGAAAAGCGUUUGCCAUAGCUAUCACGAUAUGCAAUGGAUUGUUUAUAGGAUGGGUCGAGCUUGUGGCAAUUGUCGUAGCUGGACUAGUCGUUCCACCAGAACGAAUUGGCACGGCUCAAUCGUUUUUCGCAUCAACACGUGCCGUAUCAGGUACUAUUGCAAGUAGCAUUUACCUCGCCAUCUACAAUGGAGAGCUCAAGACCAAUAUGCCCCAACGGGUCACUUCGGCCGUACUCAAGGCUGGGCUUCCUGAAAAUAGUGUUGCACAGCUUCUCUCAGCACUUUCAAACGGCACAAGUGCAGCUCUUAGUAAAGUGCCGGGGAUCAACAACAACAUAAUCACUGCCGCGCGUGCUGGGCAGAAGAGUGCGUGGUCAGCUUCAUUUAGCACCGUGUAUCUCAGCACAAUCGCUUUCGGCGCAACGGCGCUAAUUGUGGCAUGGUUUGCGACUGAUAUCAGUGAAUACAUGACCACUUUUGUGAAUAAAAGAGUCGAGCAGUCGAAGUCGCGCGUUGAGACAGAGAAGGCAUGA